AUGGCCCCUUCCACUCAUUUCGCGCUCAACACGGGCGCCAAGAUUCCCGCUGUUGGUCUCGGUACAUGGCAAUCCAAGCCUGGUGAGGUUCGUAAAGCUGUGGCUUACGCCCUCAAGGAUGGGUACCGUCAUAUUGACGCAGCACUUGGUGUGCCACGUGAGGAGAUCUUCCUUACCAGCAAGCUUUGGAACACGCAUCAGCCCAACGUUGCUGAGGGACUACAAAAAUCUCUUGAUGCUCUAGGCGUGGAUUACCUCGAUCUCUACCUCAUUCAUUGGCCUGUUCGACUGGUUCCCAACGAGACAAGCGAGCUCCUCCCCGUGAACCCCGAUGGUACUCGAUCAAUUGAUAGAUCCUGGGACCAGAGCGAGACCUGGCGCCAAAUGGAAGAGGUCUACAAGUCCGGCAAGGUCAAGGCCAUUGGUGUUGCCAACUGGUCCAUUCCUUAUCUUGAGGAGCUUCAGAAGACGUGGAAGGUUGUCCCAGCCGUCAACCAGGUUGAGCUACACCCAUUUCUCCCCCAGCACGAACUCCGAGAAUAUUGCGACAAGUUGGGCAUCCUUCUUGAGGCUUACUCUCCUCUUGGAUCCACUGGCGCACCUAUCAUGUCGGAUGACGAAAUCCAAAAGAUUGCCGACAAGAACGGUGUAUCAACUGCUACAAUUCUCAUCAGCUACCACGUCAACAAGGGCAUUGUGGUUCUUCCCAAGUCGGUAACGGAGAAGCGUAUCUCCUCCAACAAGGAGGUCAUUUCUCUAUCCGAAGAGGACGUGGCUGCACUCGAUAGCUUGGCUAGUAAAGGCAAGGCCAAGCGUAUUAACACUCCUCUCUGGGGAUUCGACCUGGGCUUCGCUGACUGGUAUGGCCCCGUGAAGUCAGAAUGA
Messenger RNA from Fusarium vanettenii 77-13-4, 885 nucleotides. RefSeq lists its product as uncharacterized. The coding region runs from base 1 to 885 and encodes 294 amino acids. The transcript is spliced from 5 exons. Gene Ontology annotation, molecular function: aldose reductase (NADPH) activity. NCBI's taxonomy places the organism in Eukaryota, Fungi, Ascomycota, Sordariomycetes, Hypocreales, Nectriaceae. Gene Ontology annotation, cellular component: cytosol. The record is from RefSeq and is a predicted model, not a curated record.